CGCCAGGGUGGCCUUUCGGAAAGCGAGGGAACAGUGCGCGCUGCGCUCCGCCCAGCUUCGUUCCGCUCCGCAGAGCCCGGCGUGACCAGGCUCCGACUUCUGCAACCCCACGCGCUCCCUCUGCCGCUGCACCUGGGUUCCCGGACCGCUCCCCGGAGCACUGAGCGAGCCGCGGGAGGGAGCUGGGCCGGGACCAGCGGCGAGGGAGGGAGCGAGAAGCGAGCAGAGUCGCGGACGCGCGGCUCCGGGUGCCCUCCCAGCCCCGGCCCCUGCCCGUCGCCGCCAGACUCCAGCUGACUGUGGGAGGGGCCGUGCGCCCGCCACCCGUCGGGGACCGCAGGUGCUCCCGGGAGUGCAGGGGUCCAGUCCGUGCGACGGCCCACGCGGGACAGGUCCCGGAUGAGAAGCAGCUGACCACAGCCGGGUCCCGCCUUCUCUGCGCACCGGGCAGCAGGGCCGCGCGGCCCCGGUGGCACCGAUGCCGAAGAACAGCAAGGUGACCCAGCGCGAGCACAGCAACGAGCAUGUCACGGAGUCGGUGGCCGACCUGCUGGCCCUGGAGGAGCCCGUGGACUACAAGCAGAGCGUCCUGAAUGUGGCGGGCGGGGUGGGCGGCAAGCAGGCAGUGGACGAGGAGCUGGACGCCGAGGACCGGCCGGCCUGGAACAGCAAGCUGCAGUACAUCCUGGCCCAGAUCGGCUUCUCCGUGGGCCUCGGCAACAUCUGGAGGUUCCCCUACCUGUGCCAGAAAAACGGAGGCGGUGCCUACCUGGUGCCCUACCUGGUGCUGCUGAUCGUCAUCGGGAUCCCGCUCUUCUUCCUGGAGCUGGCGGUGGGCCAGAGGAUCCGCCGGGGCAGCAUCGGCGUGUGGCACUACGUGUGCCCCCGCCUGGGGGGCAUCGGCUUCUCCAGCUGCAUCGUCUGCCUCUUCGUCGGGCUGUAUUACAACGUGAUUAUCGGCUGGAGCAUCUUCUACUUCUUCAAGUCCUUCCAGUACCCGCUGCCCUGGAGCGAGUGCCCUGUCAUCAGGAAUGGGACCGUGGCAGUGGUGGAGACCGAGUGCGAGAAGAGCUCAGCCACCACCUACUUCUGGUACCGAGAGGCCCUGGACAUCUCCAACUCCAUCUCCGAGAGUGGCGGCCUCAACUGGAAGAUGACCCUGUGCCUCCUCGUGGCCUGGACCAUUGUGGGCCUGGCCGUCGUCAAGGGCAUCCAGUCCUCAGGGAAGGUGAUGUAUUUCAGCUCCCUCUUCCCCUACGUGGUGCUGGCCUGCUUCCUGGUCCGGGGGCUGCUGCUGCGAGGCGCCAUCGACGGCAUCCUGCACAUGUUCACCCCCAAGCUGGACAAGAUGCUGGACCCGCAGGUGUGGCGGGAGGCAGCCACGCAGGUCUUCUUCGCCCUGGGGCUGGGUUUCGGGGGCGUCAUCGCCUUCUCCAGCUACAACAAGCAGGACAACAACUGCCACUUUGACGCCGCCCUGGUGUCCUUCAUCAACUUCUUCACCUCGGUGCUGGCCACCCUCGUGGUGUUUGCUGUGCUGGGCUUCAAGGCCAACAUCAUGAACGAGAAAUGCGUGGUCGAGAAUGCUGAGAAAAUCCUGGGGUACCUCCACACCAACGUCCUGAGCCGGGACCUCAUCCCUCCCCAUGUGAAUUUCUCCCACCUGACCACCAAGGACUACGCGGAGAUGUACAAGGUCAUCAUGACUGUGAAGGAGGACCGUUUCCCAGCCCUGGGCCUCGACCCCUGCCUGCUGGAGGACGAGCUGGACAAGUCCGUGCAGGGCACAGGCCUGGCCUUCAUCGCCUUCACCGAGGCCAUGACGCACUUCCCCGCGUCCCCGUUCUGGUCCGUCAUGUUCUUCCUGAUGCUCAUCAACCUGGGCCUGGGCAGCAUGAUCGGGACCAUGGCCGGCAUCACCACGCCCAUCAUCGACACCUUCAAGGUGCCCAAGGAGAUGUUCACAGUGGGCUGCUGUGUCUUUGCAUUCUUCGUGGGGCUGUUGUUCGUCCAGCGCUCCGGAAACUACUUUGUCACCAUGUUUGACGACUACUCGGCCACCCUGCCGCUCACCCUCAUUGUCAUCCUCGAGAACAUCGCCGUGGCCUGGAUCUAUGGAACCAAGAAGUUCAUGCAGGAGCUGACGGAGAUGCUGGGCUUCCGGCCCUACCGCUUCUAUUUCUACAUGUGGAAGUUCGUGUCUCCCCUGUGCAUGGCCGUGCUCACCACGGCCAGCGUCAUCCAGCUGGGGGUCACGCCCCCGGGCUACAGCGCCUGGAUCAAAGAGGAGGCUGCCGAGCGCUACCUGUAUUUCCCCAACUGGGCCAUGGCCCUCCUGAUCAUCCUCAUCCUGGUGGCGACCCUGCCCAUCCCCGUGGUGUUCGUCCUGCGGCACUUCCACCUGCUGUCCGACGGCUCCAACACCCUCUCCGUGUCCUACAAGAAGGGCCGCAUGAUGAAGGACAUCUCCAACCUGGAGGAGAACGACGAGACCCGCUUCAUCCUCAACAAGGUGCCCAGCGAGGCGCCCUCCCCCAUGCCCACGCACCGCUCCUACCUGGGGCCCGGCAGCACAUCGCCCCUGGAGCCCGGCGGGGACCCCAACGGACGCUAUGGGAGCGGCUACCUCCUGGCCAGCACCCCCGAGUCAGAGCUGUGACCGCCGGUCCCCAGCACCGCCCGCCUCCCCUCCACACCCAGCCAGCCCCCGCCCCAGCCUGUUCUCCCCUCCCCAGAGAGGGGUCCACCCUGACUCUUCCCCCACCCCAGUCCCAGCUGAUUCUGCUCCCCAGACCUGGGUGGGGGCCGCACCAUCUAAGCCUCUGAGAUCUCCCCAGAUGGUGGCCACGUAAUUGGAAUAAUCCUGAAGUUCUGAUUCCCAGCACAGGGGAAACUCCAAGUGACCACUUUUGGGGUCACUUCGCCCUCUUCCCCUCCCCCUAACCUGCUGCCUACAGUUCUGAGGUCUCGGAGUCCCUCUGUGCUGCCGGGCGGUGGUGCAGGCGACAGGCAGGCUGCGGGCAGGGUUGGGGUGCCCCAGAGGCUGCCGGACUGAAGGCUGGAGAUGGGGCAGGCGUGUCUGCACCCGGGGCUCAGGCGCGGGGUGGUGUGGGGCACAUGGUGCCCCGACAGCAGAGGGGUAAGGGGGCGCCCCUACCCCCAGCUCCAGGUGCGAUCUCUGGUGUCCUGGGUUCUGCCUGGGCGGGUGAUGACGAGGCCGGAGCCUGCCUACCUCCGUGAGGGCUUCGCCGUCUCCCUGUCCCCUCCCCACCCCCACCCCCAACCUGGAGCCCAGAGUGGCGGCCCCUGCUUUCCCCCGAGGUUUCCAGAGCACACGUGCCCACAGCACAACUCAGACGGUGGGCAGCACGGCUGCAAAGCACAUCCCCUCACUCCCCCGGGGCCCCUACUCUCUCUCUAGCGGCAGCUUCUCCCCUGGAACGGGGUCCCUGGGGUUCUGGGGCCCACGCCCAGGACACCCGACACCUGGGCAAAGAGAAUUCCUCUGCCCCUCUGGGCCGUCCCUCACCCUCUGUUGUGUGAGCACAGCUCCCCGGGUGCCUGUCGUGGACAGACGCCCCGGGAACCUUUCCCAAGCCACCUGGCCCACGUUGACCAGGGCCACAGGCAUUGCUGUGGACCCUGCAGGUUGCCCGGGGUGGGGCGUGCUGGGUCUCUGUCCUGGGGUGCAGCCCCCCAGCAUUCCCCACCCCAACUCUUACCUUCUGGCUGACCCUGGAGUAUGGCUGCCCUCAGAGUAAGGCUGGGAGGGACGGAUGGACCAAUGGAAGGAUGGAUAGACGAGUGGGUGAUGGUUGGGUGAUGGAUGGAUGGAUGAGUGAUGGAUGGAUGGAUGGGUGAUGGAUGGGCAGGUGGAUUGGUGGGUGGAUGGGUGAUGGAUGAGUAGGGAGGUGGGGGUGGAGGAUGGAAGGUAGGAGGGAGGGUAGACUGGCUGGCACAGCGAACCUCUGGAGAGCUGUGGCGGGAAGGGAGGGAACAGGCCACAUCCUAGGCCUGGGCACCUGGACAGAGGGUUCUGGGUCACUUGGGGUGGGGACAGACUAGACCCAGGGUUCCCUCCUUCCCUCCAUAGUCCCUUGCCCACUCCCUUGCCUGGGGAGCCAUCCCCCAUCCCACCAUUUUCCUUACCCACCCCUCCCUCCCUCCCCCCACUUCUGGCCCUCUCAGCCCCACCCACCUCCCUGACCUGAGGGGAGAGGAGAGACCCAGGUCUCCCCAGAGACCCCAGCCUUUGGAGCACAACGUCCCGCCUCAGGCCCCCUCGCCCGGCAGCACCCCUUCCGUGGCCCCAAGCCCAGUCCCAGCCGAUUUAGCAACAGGAGAGGCCAGGCCCCAGGAGAGAUACCCCACUAUACAUCCUCCUCCGUGUACCCCACUUCUGUUGUGUAGUCAGUCUGGACAUGGGGGUGUCCGUGCUGUCAAUGACAACCCCGAUAGUAUCCUGCGGCUGGCGGACUCUCUCCAUCCUCAAUGCUGUACAGAUCUAUUUUCAUUGUAUAUCUAAUAUAUUUUUAAUUUUGUAGCUUGUGGCUAGGCCAGGCCCCAGCCCACCAGCCUGCCUCGGGGACUGAGCGGGGCAGCCGCUCGGUCCUGCGGGCUGGGGGCGCGCCUGGCCUGUCCCGGCUGUGUCUGCUGUGUUAGCCGUAGGGCUUGGAGCUUGCGUGCGUGUGUGUGUGUGCGCGCGCGUGUGCGUGUGUAGCGUGUGCGCCUACGUGCGUGUGGCUGCGUGUAGGGUGCUGACUUGUGGACCCCGGUGUUCACCGUGCCCCCGAAGACCCCGCCGCCCUCCUCACCUCCCCCUGCUCCUCUCAGUCAGGCCUCGGGGCCAGCCUGCCGGAAGCUCCCUGCCUGGGCAAGGCGGGCGUUCCUUGCCGGGACCUGUUGCCUUCGCACUGCCGGGAAGGCGGGACCUGCUGAGGCCAGGGGAGCCCCCGCAUUUAUUUUCCAGUCAGCCUCCUGCUGUCUCCACCAGAGUCCCAAGUUCCUCGUCCCGAGGAAAAUCCCGGGCUCCUUAGGGUGGUGCGGCCCCGGGAAGGCCUCUCACAGCACCUGGCCCUGCAUGUGUCUCUGGGACAGUCCCGACCGAGUUCAGAAGGGAGCUGCGUGCGCCCGGCCCCCGGGCUGCUGGCACGCACACCUUCGCCCAGGCCUCGGGGGGCUGGAGGCGGGGCCGGUCCAGGGCAGGUGGGGCCUUUGACGAGGUGCGACCCAGCCCCAGGUUUCCCAGGGGAGCAGGAGGCAGCACCACAUUCCUGUGCGGGGUCCCCGCCAGCCCUGGCUGUGGUGCUGUCCCGCAGCACCCACGGGAGACGGUGGGCUCCAGGGCAGGGCGUGCCCGAGACUCCCCUGCUCCCUGCCCUGUGGCCCGAUCACCAGCGUAGUGCUCAGGGAGCCGUCUCGGCUGAGGCAGCUGGAAGCCCAGGUGGGUCUGGACAGGCAGGGCGCACAGGUCGAUGCCAGUGAGGCUGGUCUUGCCCUUCGGCCAUAAAUCUGUAGAGAUGGUCCCUGCACUAGUGCAAGGGGAAGCCGAGGGGCUGGGGACGGGGGGCUGGAUGGUCCCGGACCCUGGGCAGGCCUGCAGUAUUCCGGGCUGGGGUGCCCUUCCGCCUGUCCUUACAGCUGCACCCCUGCCACUGCCCCCAGAGCGGUCCCCACGGUGGAGAAGAGGAGAGACAGGCAGGUUGGAAGGCACCUGACCCACUGAGCGACCGCUAGGCCCCGAAGCUGGGGGCCUGCUGCCCCAUCGGUGGGGCCUGGUGACUGGGGCUGCGGAAGGGCGCCCAGGGCCCCUCCUCAUCCCAAGCGCCGCUUUGGACAGACCCGAGUACACACUGAGAGCAUCCCUAGGUCCUGGUGCAGGUUUGAGUCCGUGUGCCCAUGGCCGGCCGGAGCCCUGGGUAGGUCAAGACCACUCAGCCCAGGGGAGGGGACGAGGUAUUGCCACCCUGGAGCCCCUCCUUCCUCUCUGCUCCCCCCAUGGUGUACAAUAAAGUGUC
This is a messenger RNA of Phyllostomus hastatus (greater spear-nosed bat), 6017 nucleotides long. RefSeq names its product solute carrier family 6 member 17 (gene SLC6A17). Gene Ontology annotation, biological process: alanine transport; L-leucine transport; proline transport. The transcript is spliced from 12 exons. The coding region runs from base 479 to 2659 and encodes 726 amino acids. The record is from RefSeq and is a predicted model, not a curated record. Lineage: Eukaryota; Metazoa; Chordata; Mammalia; Chiroptera; Phyllostomidae. Gene Ontology annotation, cellular component: plasma membrane; synaptic vesicle.